AUGGCAGGUGGAGCAAAGAAACCAAUCAACAUCUUCCGGUUGAAGAACCUUGGUGAACCCAAAGAGGUCUUUAACUGGAGACUCUGGUUUGCUGUGAUCUCUUUUGGUUUAAUGGGUGCUGCCCGAGGAAUCGAUGAAGGCCUUAUUACUGGCUCAUUCAAUUCGAAAGAUUUCCAAAAUUAUAUCCACUAUAGCUCAUAUAGUACAGUCGAACAGACUAACAUCAAAGCCAAUGUGACAUCCAUGGUACAAAUUGGGUCUGUCGGUGGUGCUCUGAUUGCUUUCCUCAUCUGCGAUCGUAUUGGUCGUAUCUGGGCUACUCGUGAACUAUGCCUUGUAUGGAUUGCUGGUAUUGCCAUCUUCAUGGGCAAUAGAGGAAGUCUGGGUGCUAUUUAUGCUGGCCGGUUCAUUGCAGGUGUCGGAGUUGGACAGACCGUAGUUGUCGGCCCUGUAUAUCUUGCUGAAAUCUCCCCAGCUGCUAUCCGUGGUCUUUGCACCUGUGUAUUCACUGGAUUUGUUUAUCUUGGCAUUGUCCUCGCCUACUUUACAAAUUACGGCGUGGAAAUUAAUCUUGGAGAUGUCACUCACGAGCGAUGGUUGAUCCCCACCAGUUUACAUGUCAUGUUCGCCGGUUUGAUAUUUCUUCUCUCUUUCCUACAAGAUGAGUCGCCAAGAUUUCUCGUCAAGAGUUCCCAGCCGGAAAAAGCCCUUACAACGUUGGCGCGUAUUCGACACCUGCCGGAAGACCACGACUAUGUAGUUCGUGAAUUCAGCGCGAUUCAGAAUGGGCUCGAAAUAGAGUUGGAGGCAACUCGAGGAAGCGGGCCUAUAGGGAUAAUAAAGGAAAUGUUCCUGGUUCCAACAAACUUGUACCGUAUGUUCCUGACCAUGAUGGCGCAGAUCUUGUCACAGUGGUCCGGAGCAGGAUCUAUUACUGUCUAUGCUACAGAUCUGUUCAAGAUCCUUGGUAUCUCAGGCAACAAUGAGAGCCUUCUCGUGACUGCAGUCUUUGGAAUAAUCAAGCUUGUUGCCGCAGUCGCUUGUGCUCUCUUCCUGGUUGAUGUUAUCGGACGCAAGAGGGCACUACUUCUCGGAAUCACCCUGCAAGCUAUUUCAAUGAUCUAUGUGGCCGGUUUCCUUACCGCAAUCCCCCAACUAGGUGUGGAUUCGGACUUUACGCUGCCAGUUCACCAAGUAUCUGCAAGUCGUGGUGCGAUUGCAAUGAUAUACAUCUCUGGUGUUGGAUGGGCACUAGGUUGGAACAGCAUGCAGUAUGUUCUAACAGCCGAACUGUUUCCUUUACGAAUCCGGGCUCUGGCAACCUCACUAUCCAUGACUCUGCACUUUGUGAACCAAUACGGUAAUUCGCGUGCCGUUCCGAAUAUGUUGCUCGCCACGUCAGAGGGCGGUAUAAGUCCAAUGGGCACAUUCUGGCUCUUUGCCGCAGUCACCAUCAUUGGUGGUAUAUGGGUCUGGUUCUUCGUCCCAGAGACAGCAGGUCGCUCUCUCGAAGAAAUGGACAGACUAUUCCAACUGCGCUGGUAUCAGAUUGGCCGACGGGGUAAUGAGCACGCCGAUGCACAAGAUCGAGUCCUUGAGGAGAAGGAAAUUGCCUUUGGGACUUCUGAGCACGUUGAGCGACAGGAUGCACGUGUUUGA
Molecule: messenger RNA, 1659 nt
Organism: Penicillium taxi
Lineage: Eukaryota; Fungi; Ascomycota; Eurotiomycetes; Eurotiales; Aspergillaceae
Product: putative MFS quinate transporter
Exons: 6
Coding region: 1-1659 (552 amino acids)
Biological process (GO): transmembrane transport; carbohydrate transport
Cellular component (GO): membrane
Molecular function (GO): carbohydrate:proton symporter activity
Source: RefSeq, a predicted model, not a curated record